Molecule: messenger RNA, 393 nt
Organism: Miscanthus lutarioriparius
Lineage: Eukaryota; Viridiplantae; Streptophyta; Magnoliopsida; Poales; Poaceae
Source: the annotation of a GenBank genome assembly
AUGAGGUUGGCCGCCGUCUUCGGCGAGGCCAAGCCGGAGAAAUCCGACAACGAAGCAGAUGCUCUCCCGCGCCGACUCGUGCUCUUCCGCGCCCACUCCCACUCCCAUGGCGGCCUCCGCGUCGUUGCCACCGACCUCCACUCCCUCGCCUGGCACAGCUCCUCUUCCCUGCCGCCGCCCGAGAACGUCUUCGCCUACCUCUACACGAACAUGAUGUCGUAUGCAGGUCCUGAUACCGCUGAGCUUGUGGCUACCAAGGCGAAGGGACUACCUCGCAUCACUAUCUCUCUCGAUAGAGUUGCUGCAUCUGUGCUCAAAGAUGUCAUUGCUGAUUUCUCCCUUGCGCUCUAUGAAUCUUACAAGACCAAGCAGGAACAUGCAUCCAGAGAAUAA